UACAAACCAUAAAAACAGUGAGGGGCUAAAUAGUCAUUUACCAUAACAUGUCUCUAUUUUCACAUAACACCCUUCCGAAUUUGCUGAUAGACAAAAAGUACCUUCCAUGUUACACAGAAGUUUAACAUCGAAAAACAGAGUAAACUUCUCCUGUCCACUCUUCCAUGAAAUAUGAAGAAAUCCACCAUUGAUGAUCCAUCUGCACAUGUCCAAUUUCCACCCCAAAACCUCAAAUUAUUCAUCAAGAAAGACGAAAAAGAAAGUUUCCUAAAGCUUUCGUUGCCUUUAAUCAUCACAUUUUGGUUCCCUUUUAUGUUUUCAUUCUCCACAUUUCGCCCCAAUCACAUUAACCAAGGGAAUGUAGGUGUUAUUAAUAAGAACAUUACUAACAUAAGCUCAUAUUCAUACAUUGAAGAUCAAGCUCUAAAUCAAACCGAUAAGGUCCUUUUAUUGAUGGAUUCGAACGAUACAACAACAACCUACGAGCUCGAUGAAACCGAGGAUAUCCUGCUUGAACAAACAACUCCAGUAGAAGAAUUGUUAUGGAAAGUUUUAGGCUAUUCAACAUUUGUCUGUGAAAGACAAGUUCAAGAUAUGUAUUUAGAAAAUAAACAAGAAGUGGUGCAAAUGGGUCAAAUGGGCCAAACGGGACGGGCCCGUUUUGCAAAGGAAGGUAAUGGGCUAGUGAACAUUACUCAUCGGGUCGAGCCCGAUGGAACAAAGUAUAACUAUGCAGCUGCAUCAAAAGGUGCUAAAGUUGUGGCCCAUGACAAAGAAGCAAAAGGUGCAAGUAAUAUUUUGGGUGAUGAUCAUGAUAUGUACUUAAGGAACCCGUGUUCGGUUGCUGAUAAGUUUGUGGUUAUCGAGCUUGCGGAAGAGACUUUAGUCGAUGCAAUAACGAUAUCGAAUUUCGAACACCAUUCGUCGAAUUUCAAACAGUUUGAAUUGUCGGGAAGUUUGGUUUUUCCGACUGAAACAUGGUUUGAACUUGCGACGUUUGUAGCCGAAAAUGUGAAGCAUAGGCAGUAUUUUAAGUUACCCGAGCCGAAGUGGGCCAGAUACAUAAAGUUGAGACUAAUCACUCAUUACGGGUCAGAGUUUUACUGCACGCUUAGCGUGUUUGAAGCGUAUGGCGUUGAUGCAAUUGAGAAAAUGCUUGAGGAUUUGAUCUUGGCUUCAGGGGAGUUAUCGAAUUUAUCGAAUCGUAAUCAGACUGUGUUGUUGGAAGAUGACGAGUUUGAUAAAAAGAUUAAAGCGGUCAAUGAUGCACCGAAGAAGCCAUUGGUUGUGAAUAAAGUUCCGGAAACUGUACCGAAAGGUAAUGGAAGAAUACAUGGUGAUGCUGUUUUGAAGAUUCUGAUGCAAAAGGUUCGGUUAUUGGAAGAUACUUUAUCGUCGUUAGAAGAUAAUGUUAACGAGCUGAACAAGAUACAAGGGGAUGUGUUUCCACAGCUUGAAAGAGAUAUUGUGAAGUAUUCGGGGCUCGUGGAGCAAACGCGAUUGGAGAUUAAGGAUUUCUGGCCAUGGAAGGAGACCUUGGAGAAAGAACUUACCGGCUUGGAGCCGUGGAAGGCUUCUGUGUCGUUUCGUUUGGAGUCAGUUGUUAAGGAAAACAUCAUGUUAAGACAAGAUAUAGAGAAGAUCGCAAACGACGAAGAAAGACUCGAUAAGGCCGAGCAUGCCUUUCUUUGUGCAAGUCUUUAUGUCACCAUUGUUGUGGCAUUCAGGAUUUUUUGGGAUCUCAUCUCAAACCCGAGGUCAAACUCCUCCGUUGACUUGCCUCAUAGAAAAGUACGAGGGUGGAAACCGGUGGUGUUUACCAGCACUUUCAUAGCAGUCGUUACUUUGACUUUUUGUUGACUUCCUAACGCAUUUGUACAUUAACCUUAGUAUAGCCUUUUUUGCGGUUUAACAUAGUUGCAUGCUAUUCCUUAUAA
Messenger RNA from Helianthus annuus (common sunflower), 1937 nucleotides. Its product is annotated as SUN domain-containing protein 5. Lineage: Eukaryota; Viridiplantae; Streptophyta; Magnoliopsida; Asterales; Asteraceae. The record is from RefSeq and is a predicted model, not a curated record. Gene Ontology annotation, cellular component: cytoplasm; membrane. Gene Ontology annotation, biological process: protein folding in endoplasmic reticulum. The transcript has 4 exons. The coding region runs from base 172 to 1860 and encodes 562 amino acids.